AUGUACCACAAAGAAUGUGAGGACUUUAAAACACCACCAAAAUGUGACAAAGCGAAAGAUAUGUCGUUAGAAGUCGGAGAAGAAAAUAUUGUUACAAAUAAAUCGAGUAUGAUGGAGAACUCUAUAAGAAGUCAUUUGACAGUAAUUGCAAAAAUGUUGAAUACGAAUUUUUGGGAUCCUAGUAAAGCUAGCGACUUAUGGAAUGAUUAUUAUUAUAUUAUUAUUGGAUUUAUUGCAAUACUUGUUAUAAUGACCUUAGUAUUUUUUGCCUAUUCCUACAAAGAUCCAAAUACUGAAGUUGGUCCAGUAUUAAAAUUCAUUCUUAGUGCUAUCAAUUUUGUCUUGAAUACUCUUUUUACCGCAUAUUAUGCACAAGCAGUAGAAUCCGUUUAUAUACCAAGUUGUGUAAUCCUAAUCGCAUCCUCGGUACUGAAAGAAGCAUUCGGUCUAUACCUAAUCCGCAAAGAACGUAAUAAUAAUAGCUAUUUUUUCAAUUGGUGGAGAAAACACAUUACUAUAGGACGAAUAUUCACGUUGCUAAGUUUCGUGGAUAUAUAUUCACUAGAAAUAUUGUCCUCAAAAAUUGGAGAUAGAGAAAGUUUGAGUGCUCCUUACUCAAAGAGCAUUAAAACUUGGAUCUAUUGGAUUGGAUUUGCUGCAUUAAUAAAAAAAGAUAUUAGUCAAUUUGUUAUUCAGGUGAUAUACUAUAACUCAGUGUUGCAUUAUGAUUUAAUACCAUUGCUUUCGUUAAUCUCUGCAACGGCGGUUGUAUUAUUUAAUGGAAUUUGGAGAAUUUAUCUGAUUAUAAGAUAUUGUUUUAGCAAACUGUAUCGACGUAACAGUGAUAAGGCAGAUGACGAACCUAUCGUCAUCUUUAAUAGUGAAAAUGAUUCAUGA
Messenger RNA from Cetraspora pellucida, 897 nucleotides. Lineage: Eukaryota; Fungi; Glomeromycota; Glomeromycetes; Diversisporales; Gigasporaceae. The record is from the annotation of a GenBank genome assembly.